AGCCGUUCCCUUCACCAUCGGCAGGCAGCAUCUGGUAAUCUGGCCACUGUCGCCUUCAGGGCUGGACCUGGAUCUCACCAUACUGCCACAGUCUCUGAAGUCGGCCGGUUACUCCACACACAUCGUCGGCAAGUGGCAUCUUGGUUUCUGCUCGUGGCAGUACACCCCGACCCUGCGAGGCUUCGACACCUUCUAUGGUUACUACCAAGCUGGAGAGGACUACUACAGCCGUAUUUGUUCACCACGUUACUUCGAGGAUGUAAUCUGCGGUGACAAGAAAAUGAGCUACGGUUACGACUUCAGGAGGAAUACAGAUGUUGAAGAUACAGACAACGGCACCUACUCCCCGUUCCUCUUCACUUCUUACGUCGAAAACCUACUGUCGUCCAGGAAUCCUGAGGAUCCCAUGUUCCUGUACUUACCAUUCCAAAGUGUUCACGCUCCUCUUCAGGUCCCUGAGGAAUAUACUGAACCAUACAGCUUCGUUAAUGAUGAAAACCGCAGAAUUAAACUCGGUGAGAAUUGUCAGUCCUUCUGUAACUUAGAAGAAAUAAUCAGAGCAACUCUCAUUGUUCAGCAGGAUAUGUUAAUAUAUAAUUCGAUAUAAAAACUUUUAUUUAGA
Cherax quadricarinatus is the source of this 622-nucleotide messenger RNA. The record is from RefSeq and is a predicted model, not a curated record. Lineage: Eukaryota; Metazoa; Arthropoda; Malacostraca; Decapoda; Parastacidae.